CCUGCCUUAUCCAACCAACCAAAUCCAAAUGCAAGGAGAUUGGAAUGGCAUUGAUGGAUCGGAGCUCCCGAGCUGAGCUAUAGUACUCGUCUCAUCUUCCUCCUUCCUCCUUACUAUGCUCGAUUGAUUGCUCUGCUGCUGCUUCUGGCAACGAUUACAGCAGUGACCAUGGGCUUCCCCACCCCGCUGAAGUUGAAGCCUCCCGUCGGAAGAUAUUCGCCGCUGGCCACGAUGGCCGCAACGCGGAGGUUCAUGCGCAUGCGCUGCGCCCUCAACUCUGACGACCCAUCCUUGCUUGUGCCUUCCAUGACUGUGUCCAUCACUGGCGCCACAGGUUUCAUUGGCCGCAGAUUGGUUGAAAAGCUUCUUUCUGAUGAUCACAAAGUUUGCGUCUUAACACGGUCUGCGAGCAAGGCUGCGUCAGUUUUUCCUGGUAAGAACUCAAGUUGCGUAUCAUCGAUCGCAGCUUCGACCUAUCCUGGAGUCACAAUAGCCGAAGAAGGAGAUUGGGAGGCAUGUGUGAAAAGCUCCUCCGCUGUUGUUAACUUGGCAGGCAUGCCCAUAAGCACAAGAUGGUCACCGGAGAUUAAAAGGGAAAUUAAGCAAAGCCGGAUCAAUGUUACAUCAAAGGUGGUGAAUUACAUAAAUAAUGCUGAUGCUCGGCCCUCAGUAUUUGUGAGUGCGACUGCUAUUGGCUACUACGGUACCAGCGAAAUCCAUAGCUUUGAUGAAUCAAGUCCAUCAGGCAAUGACUAUCUAGCAGAGGUGUGCAGAGAAUGGGAGGCCAGAGCGCGUGAAGUAAACCAGGAGGAUGUUAGGCUUGUGCUUCUCCGGAUUGGGGUUGUUCUUGGCAUGGACGGCGGUGCUCUAGCAAAGAUGAUUCCCCUUUUCAUGAUGUUUGCCGGUGGUCCUCUGGGGACCGGACGCCAAUGGUUUUCAUGGAUUCAUCUGGACGACCUGGUGAACCUCAUAUACAAAUCUCUAACGAACCCUGCAUACAAAGGUGUGAUCAACGGAACCGCACCUAACCCAGUGCGUCUAUCGGAGCUGUGUGAGCGGCUAGGGAGAGUUAUCGGACGACCAUCCUGGUUGCCCGUGCCAGAAUUCGCGCUCAAAGCGGUGCUUGGUGAAGGCGCUUCUGUGGUGUUGGAGGGGCAAAAGGUUCUACCCGUGAAGGCCAAGGAACUGGGCUUCUCCUAUAGAUAUCCUUAUGUUAAAGACGCUCUCAAGGCUAUUGCCCGAGAUCUAUAGAUUGAUGAUGACCAACUCAUCUAUAGUCUACGUGCACGCAUGCCGUUGAUUACGCACGGCACGGCACGGCACGACACGACACGUGACUGCAUGCAUAAGACCGAUGGAUUUGCCAAGAAAAACACCAUAUUCUUCAGUUAAUUCAGCUUCGGCAUAUAUGAUUGUACUCCUAUACUGACUAAUCAAAUGCCAUCUUCAAUUGA
Messenger RNA from Phragmites australis (common reed), 1454 nucleotides. Its product is annotated as epimerase family protein SDR39U1 homolog, chloroplastic. The transcript is spliced from 11 exons. Lineage: Eukaryota; Viridiplantae; Streptophyta; Magnoliopsida; Poales; Poaceae. The record is from RefSeq and is a predicted model, not a curated record. Bases 169 to 1251 code for a protein of 360 amino acids.